CCAUCACCUUUCUCUGCAGCGCGCGCACGGCGACCGAUCGACCGCGAUCGAUAUGUAUUUGCCUUGUUUCCAUGACGACACGCAGCGCGCGGCCACUAAUUAAUAAUUAAAGUGGGCGGAGUCUUAUCAACUUUCCUUCUUCGCAUUCUUGCUAUAUAGUCGGACCAUGCAAUGUCGUGAAAUACUUUUGUGGCUGAUGCCGUAGGACAACCUUGUUCGCAUCUUGACGCACGCUGGAAGCAGGAACUAUGACAUCACGGCAGCAGAAUCAUAAGCGGCAGCAGCAAAAGCAGCAGCAGAGUAAGAGGAAGGAGACGCUCUGCCAGAGGAUGGCCGGCUUUCUGAAGGCCUUGGGUCUCGAGAACAAACCCGAGUACGCAGAGAAGAUCCCCGACACGCUCACGGAUCAAGACUUCCAAGUCCACGAUACCUUCCACCAUGGAUUUCCCAGUCAGCCGAGCUGUUUGGCAUACGACCCAGUUCAAAAAAUUCUUGCCGUUGCUACAAAACAUGGAACAGUUGUCUUGUUGGGGAAACCGGGACUGGAGGGAUCGUUCACUCAUCCCGAGACUUGCUGCGUGUCACAGAUGGUGUUCAUUGCCAACAAGAGCACGUUGGUCACCAGCUGUGACAACAGAACCCUCUACCAAUGGUCCAUCGCUGACAAACAGCCGACCAUAAGACACCAGCUGCAGUUCACCAAGGAAUGCCCCACAGCAAUGUCGUGGACGUAUGGUUCAGAGUGGCUCUAUGUAGGGAAUGACGCCAGUAACGUUCAUCUGGUCCACGUCGACAAUUUCACUCUCUCCGGAUAUGUCAUCCACUGGAAUAAUGUUGUGGAUGGCCACAAUAAGAUGAGGCCCGGUGACGUAAUGGCUGUUAGAGAACACCCUAUGGACCAGGGAAAGAUACUGAUAGCCUACUCCAGCAGUCUGCUGGUUCUCUGGAACUUCAAGAACAAGUGUUGUGACAAGAAAUACUCCUACGAUCCCGGAAUCAACCACGUUCUGACUAGCGUGUCGUGGGUGGGAGCGGCAAGUUCUUCACCUCUGCCUACAGCGAUGGCAGCAUCGCCCACUGGAGCCCCAAGGUGGACAAUAAACCAGACAAAGUCUUCCAACUCCACGAGUCCGAAGCAGAGGCGAGGGUCAGUAAGAUCAUCUACAAACUGCAGAUUCAGAUGACUGAGAGUGACCCAUGGAUCAUCUGCAGCGGCGGCUACCCGGAGGAAUCCCACUCUUGCCCCAAGACCAUCACAGUCCGUCACGGCAAAUCAAUCACCCUUCUUUCCACCAACUCGACCAUCAUUGACUUUAUCAGUCUCCCGUCAACUCCAUUUGCCAUGGACCCCCAGAAACCCCUGGCCCUAGUCAUUCUCACAAAAGACGAUCUCGUGGUUCACGAUCUUCAGACUGAAAAUUUCCCCCUGUUCUCGCUGCCGCAUGCGCUGGACAUCCACAUCCCACCAGUCUCGUGUCUGGAGUUCUACGGCAACUGUCCCGAGGAACUAGUAGCCUCACUGCAUUCAGUCAAGUCAAAAAUGCUGCACAAUUUCAACUCAUCCAGACUGUGGCCAGUAAUGGGUGGCAAGUGGGGCCACGAGUCACCAUAUCUCCCAACUGAUCUCGUCCUCACCGGGCAUACUGAUGGCUCCGUGAGGCUCUGGUACUGCAGCUCUGUGAUAUUUCAACCAUUCUUCACCCUCCCAACCACUCCCUUCUUCAAGUACAACUACACCCUCUCUCCUUCCACUCCAACUCGCCGUCCCCCGCAAAGAAAUGCGGAAGAUCUCCUCCCCCUCCCUCCUCCUCUUCCCAACCACCCUCGUCCCUCACUCCCCAGCACCACGCAGCGCCGUCACACGGAGACAGGAUUCCCCCUCCUCGUCCUCCUCCUCCCUCGUCCAUCUCGAAAGCGGCGUCCGCGUCACGGCUACAUGCUGUCGACAGUAAAGACGGAGGAGGCGAAUCGGGGGAGGAGCCCGGACAACUCCGUCAUGUGAGGUCGUCUGAGCAGUUUGUGGUGCACCGUAAGGUGUCCGAGGGGAGCGACGGGGGGAGGGAGGGGGAGGGAGAGGGAGAGGAAGAGGAGGAGUCGGAAAGACUCAAAACUCCUUCACCGGCAACAGGUCAGCUGCGAGUGGAAGGAGAAGAAGUAACGGACGGACAGAGUCCCAAGGCCGAACCCUCUGUCAGUCCCGGUCCUUCCAGAAAAACAAUCUUCUCCCGCGAGAAAAAGAGCAUCUUCAAACGGCCGUCGAAGAGCCGUUUUAGCU
Messenger RNA from Geodia barretti, 2275 nucleotides. NCBI's taxonomy places the organism in Eukaryota, Metazoa, Porifera, Demospongiae, Tetractinellida, Geodiidae. The record is from the annotation of a GenBank genome assembly.